Saimiri boliviensis boliviensis (Bolivian squirrel monkey) is the source of this 920-nucleotide messenger RNA. NCBI's taxonomy places the organism in Eukaryota, Metazoa, Chordata, Mammalia, Primates, Cebidae. The record is from RefSeq and is a predicted model, not a curated record.
GCGAUGUAUAAAACCGAGCCCAGAACUGAGCACCUGCCUGCACCCCUACUGUGCCAUCCAGAAGGGCUCUGUGCUGCCUGCAACCCAGCCAGUCGACUCAAGUCCUAGGUCGAUCCCUCCACGAUGUCUAAAGCAGCUCCUGCCAAAAAGCCAGUGGCUUCUGCCCCACCUCCUGGAUGUACCCUGGACAUCAAUGACCCACAGGUCCAGAGUGCGGCCAUUCGCAUCCAGGCCUCUUACCGGGGCCACAGGUCCCGGAAGGAGCUGCGCGAGAAGGGGCCGCCGCGGGUGCUGGAGCCGCUGAAGGACGUGGUGCUGAUCGAGGGCAGCGCGGCCAAGCUCACUUGCCGAAUUUCGGCUUUCCCGGACCCGUUCAUCCGCUGGAGUAAGGACGGCAAGGAGCUGCGUGACGGGCCCAAAUACCGCUACGUGUUCGAGGACCCUGACGUGGUGGCACUGGUGGUGCGCGACGGCGAGCUGGCAGACCUGGGCCAGUACAGCAUCAAUGUCACCAACCCCUUCGGCCAGUGCUCCGACUCGGCGCGCAUCCUCGUGGAAGUCCCGGCGAAGAUUCAGAAGGGACCCGACAACACUAAGGCGCGCAAAGGCACCACCGUGACGCUGACUGCGGAGAUCCUGGGAGAACCCGCGCCCGACGUGGGCUGGACCAAGGACGGGGAAGAUAUCGAGGAGGACGACAGGGUGUUCUUCGAGAUCGGCAGCACCACCACGACGCUGACCAUUCGCCGGGCCACGCCUCAGGACAGCGGCAAGUACGAGGUGUACGUGGAGAACAGCCUGGGCAUGGACCAGAGCUUCGCUCGCGUGGACGUGGCCUGAACGGCACCCCCUAGACCUUCCGCCCUGGCGCCGAGCCCAGGGGUGGGUUCCAGCUUGCUUAAUAAAGCUGCUCUCUGACC